AUGGCACCAUUCGCUACAGGAACCGAUACACCACAUACAAUUGGCGAGUCCGGAGCUGUCGAUGGAGUGAUAGCCUCAGAGAUCACUGUUUUGGCAUCCUCAAGAGCGAUAGUCAAAGAUCGCCUCACGGAAGCAACCAUUGUGAUCUCAACAGUAACAGGCAAGAUCACAAGCGUCUUCACUUCGAUCGUACCUCCAUCGUCAUUUCCUUUGGGAACGCCAUACACCGACUACAGCCCACAUGUGCUUCUCCCAGGAUUAGUAGACGCACACGUGCAUCUGAAUGAGCCGGGAAGGACGGAAUGGGAAGGGUUCUACACUGGCACACAGGCCGCGGCAUUUGGAGGUGUAACAACCGUGGUGGACAUGCCUUUGAACGCCAUUCCACCCACCACAACCAUGAACGGGUUGAAAGAGAAAGUCGAGGCUGCACAAGGAAAAUGCUGGGUCGAUGUAGGAUUCUACGGCGGCAUCGUGCCCGGAAAUGUCGAAGAGCUCAAACCACUCGUGAAAGCCGGCGUGCGAGGUUUCAAAGGCUUUCUCAUCGACAGCGGAGUGGAAGAGUUCCCAGCUGUCUCAUCAACAGACAUCGCAGCUGUGUUCGAAGAAUUGGCCGACGAGCCGACCACGGUCAUGUUCCACGCCGAGAUGAUCCCACCCGUCUCCGCAUCAGUCGGCGACGACGUCCAAUUCUCCCUCCCACCUCUCCAACCCACAGGUCCCCUAGAACGAUAUCAAACCUUCCUCGACUCCCGUCCAUCCUCCUUCGAAACCUACGCCAUCCUCGAGAUCCUUUCUCUCGCCCACCUCGCUCCCAACCUUCCCCUCCACAUCGUCCACCUCUCCGCCACAGAAGCCAUUCCCAUGCUCCGUGACGCUCGCGCCCGCGGCGUCAACAUCACAACGGAAACCUGCUUCCACUACCUCUCCCUCGCCGCGGAGAAAAUCCAAGAUGGCGACACCCGCCAUAAAUGCUGUCCCCCCAUCCGCUCCGAAUCCAACCAAAACGGCUUGUGGACCGAACUCCUCGACAUCGAGGACUCGGUCAUCAAAACCGUGGUAUCCGACCACUCCCCUUGCACGCCAAAUCUCAAACUCCUCCCCUCCCACGUUCCGGGCGCUCACGUCGAAAAGUCCACCUCGCAGUCAGCGAGCUGUUGCGCCCCUGCAAAUGUAGGCGACUUCUUCUCUGCCUGGGGCGGUAUCAGUUCCGUAGGUCUUGGCCUCUCCAUCCUGUGGACAGAAGCCAUGCGCCGUAACCUCCCCAUCGACGCCACCCUGCUCAACAUCGCACGAUGGUGUUGCGUCAACACAGCCGCGCAAGUCGGACUCGAACACCGCAAAGGCUCUCUGCAAGUUGGAAUGGACGGCGAUGUGUGCGUCUUUGAUGACGAGGGAACGUUCGAGGUUGAGCCAAGCACGAUGUUGUUCAGGAAUAAGUGCUCGCCGUAUGAGGGAAAGACGCUGCGGGGUUUCGCGAGGGAGACGUGGUUGAGGGGAAGGAGAGUGCAUUCGAGAGAAGGGGGCUUUGGAAAAGGGAGCGCGGGUGGAGAAUUGUUGUUGGAGCCGAGGACGAAUGUGGUGGUGUGA
Messenger RNA from Zymoseptoria tritici IPO323, 1590 nucleotides. RefSeq lists its product as uncharacterized. NCBI's taxonomy places the organism in Eukaryota, Fungi, Ascomycota, Dothideomycetes, Mycosphaerellales, Mycosphaerellaceae. The transcript has a single exon. The coding region runs from base 1 to 1590 and encodes 529 amino acids. The record is from RefSeq and is a predicted model, not a curated record. Gene Ontology annotation, molecular function: allantoinase activity. Gene Ontology annotation, cellular component: cytoplasm. Gene Ontology annotation, biological process: purine nucleobase catabolic process.